This is a messenger RNA of Exophiala viscosa, 1261 nucleotides long. Its product is annotated as metallo-beta-lactamase. Bases 339 to 1202 code for a protein of 287 amino acids. NCBI's taxonomy places the organism in Eukaryota, Fungi, Ascomycota, Eurotiomycetes, Chaetothyriales, Herpotrichiellaceae. The transcript has 3 exons. The record is from RefSeq and is a predicted model, not a curated record.
ACUUCGUGGUCUCGGGUACAGUAUUAUGAUCCCUAGAAGCCAAUGGGAAGUCUGAAUGCAUGCCCACUUGAGACACGAAUACUUUUCAUGUGGAAUGGAUCAGGCGUUACGAGAUCGCUUGCUUGCAGACCCCAGGGAUGUGCCGCUGGCAAUAGCAUGUAUCCGGCACUCUAGCAGGUGCAACUUGAUCCACAAUGGAUAAAGGUCUGAUUGUUCAAGUCCGAAAUGAGCCAUGAAUACUUUGCUGUGCGAGUACGCUCAACAUUCUUCUUUGAUGUCCCUGACCAUUUCGUGCUCUUGGAUGCGUCUCUGCAAGAGAGUACUACCUCAUCUCAAGGAUGGAUCUCAUGAUCUGUGGCAUGUGUGGUGCCCAGCACUCAACUAGGGCUAUCAAAUCAUGCGUGGUUUGCGAUGAUCCUCGACAAUACGUGCCACCGGACGGGCAAACCUGGACCACACUUCGUGAACUGCAACGUUCCGGCAAGUUCCAAAAUGUGUUCAAACACGACAAGUACGACUCUGGAUUGAUAAGUAUAUAUACGCAACCACAAGUCGCAAUUGGUCAACGUGCCAUUUUGUGUUGCACGGAGAAGGGAAACAUAUUGUGGGAUUGUAUCACAUAUAUCGAUGAAGAGACGAUCAAAACCAUCAAAGAUCUCGGCGGCAUCCAUGCCAUCGUCAUAUCCCAUCCGCAUUACUAUUCAACCUCGUUGCACUGGGCGGAGGCUUUCGACUGCAAGGUUUACUUGUCGGCAGAAGACAAAGACUGGAUCAUGCGCACCGGCCCCGCCCAUGUGCUGUGGGAAGGCAACGAGAAGGAAUUUCUUGACGGCCAAUUCAAGGCUGUCAAAGUCGGAGGACAUUUUCCCGGCAGCUCAGUCCUGUUGUGGAAGGAAAGGAAGAAGCUGCUGGUGGCGGACAGUAUCACUGUCAUCCCCAGUGGAGUUUAUCAUGUGGAUCGUCCGGCCGAUACUGCGUCCUUCACUUUCAUGUGGUCAUAUCCUAACAUGAUUCCACUACCGCCCGAAGAAGUGUAUGGUAUAUGGAAGGCCGUUGCAGCACUCGAUUUCGAAGAUACCCAUGGCGCAUUUUGGAGCAGAGACACUCGUGGUCAAAGCAAAAAGAGGGUGCUCGAUAGUGCCAAGAUCUUCAUCAGAUUCAUGGGGUACACGGAGCAUGCCAUCCACAAAGUGACGCUCUAGAGCGAGGCCAGCACCUGCGCCGGAAUCAAUUUGUCUGGCAGGAACGGCCCAUCUUUUUC